Molecule: messenger RNA, 465 nt
Organism: Quercus lobata
Lineage: Eukaryota; Viridiplantae; Streptophyta; Magnoliopsida; Fagales; Fagaceae
Exons: 2
Coding region: 1-465 (154 amino acids)
Source: RefSeq, a predicted model, not a curated record
AUGAAGCAGUCUUCCCUUCCACCUAAGAUCAUAGCCUUGUUGCAGGAGUUUCAUGAAGUGUUUGCUACACCAGUGGACUUACCUCUAGUGUUCAAGCCAUUUCUUAGAAGGUUUAUUCUGGUUUUCUUUGAUGAUAUUUUGGUUUAUAGUGAAAGCAUGUCUGUUCAUAUGGAGCAUCUUAGAGUUGUUUUAGGAGUGUUGGCUAAGAAUCAAUUGUAUGCUAAGAUAUCUAAAUACAUGUUUACUUGCUUGGAAGUUGAAUACUUGGGUCAUAUCAUUUCUAGGGAAGGUGUAAAAAAUGACCCUAAAAAAAUUUUGGCUAUGCAAGAAUGGCUUGUGCCUAAGGAUGUGAAAUCUUUAAGGGGUUUCCUAGGCCUCAUUGGUUAUUACAGGAAGUUUGUCAAAGGGUUUGGUCAUAUUGCAGCCCCCUUAACAGCACUUUUGAGGAAGAAUUCAUUUACUUGA